AUGCUGUCAAAAGUGACCGCUCUGAAGUACGUAUCACUCGCCUGGACGUUUUUCUACCUUCUCGCCGUUCUUCUCGGCGCUCCCAUCUUCUCUGACAUCGUUUCUACCGCCGCUCUUGCCGUAGGAACCAUCUGUGCCACAAUUGUCGAUAAUUUUGUUUUGAUUUCAGACCGCUCUCACUUCCGUCUCUAUUGUUCCUGCCUUUUUCCUCUUUCCAAGCGAGGAACGGGCUCUCGAAGUGCUCGCUUUCUCGUCUGACAGCAACCCGAGUGCCUGGGAGUCCAUCUUCAUCUCCACUUCCGGAUUCGCUCUCCUUGCUUCCUGGGCCUGUGCGGCAGUUCAUCCGUUGGAUUGGGAUCGUUGGUGGCAGGUAACUUCAAGAUGAGCUGAACUCAGACCCUCUGAUCCUUCGGUCGUUCAGCGCUACCCACUUCCAUCCCUUUUCGGUUGCUUCGCAGGAGCUGUUCUUGGCUUCCUUCUCGGCGUUCUCCGCGUCUGGCUGAACAACAGAUCCGCUUCCAAAAAAACAAAACGUUUCUAAAAUGGCGAAACGUCAGAGAACGCUCGCUUCGUUCGGAGCAGGGCCGUUUGCGACGGGAGACUCGAGCGGCGGUCGUUUCGGGCAUUACACAUUCGACGACGCGCCGAAACUGCUCGGCAUCCUUUUCGCCGAAUUCGACAACCUCUCCGGCCCGGUCAUCAAGCACUUCGUCCCGCAAGGAAAUCAGAAUGUGGAGGCGACGUUUUGCUUCACGAAACACAUAGUUAUUCCGAAGGCCUCGAUGCUCUACAACUCCUUCUCGCUCACCAUCAAAUCACUCGACUGCAAAGUGCUCAUGUUUCCGUGUGGGCUCGACAAAGAAGAAUAUCACCGUGGGCGCUUCACUUUCGACAUGGUGUUCAUUGUGGACAUGACGUCGUCUGCCGAGACAAUGUACGAACCGAUUGUGCAAAAGUGUGCCGAGUAUUUGGUUGACUUGGAAUACGACUACGGAUUCUUGACGAACCCGACCUAUCGGACACAACUUCACGAAAUGAUGCAGAAAAUGUUUGAAGAUCUUUCGAAGAAAGGUAAAUUAUCUGACAGAUAUCAAACUAUGGGUUAUGAUAGUUAUUCAGGAGAAAGUGUGAUCGAAGUGCAUCUGGAGAACAAUCAGAUUGUCACUCUCUACUUCAAACUCUGCCCAUUGUACCGUGGAAUCGAACCGCCGGAGAUCGACUUCCACAUGGUUCCGAUGUUCAUAAGAGAGGUGGAGCUGACGGACAGACUCAUCGAGAAGAUGGACGUCCUCUCGCAGAAGAUCAUUCCUCAGAUCGAUGGAAUCAAGACCGUCAGAGAAAUCGCGAUCAUUCUGGAACUGGACCCCUCGCUCGUCGCCCGAUGCGUCAGAAACCUUCACUUCUACGAGUGCGUCAGUCUCGUCCCGAUGUUCCUCUACUGGAAUACGUACGUGGCCACCGAAAGAGUGCACGACUUCUACAAGAAUCAAAUGGAAAUCAGCGAUUGCCUCGAAUUCGUCAAAAUUCAAUCGGCGACGGCGGAGGAUGGAUCGGAGAUUCCGAUGCCGACGCCCGAGUUCUCCGACGUGUUCCGUCUUUAUUUGAGCAUGAAGGUGGGAGAAAAAGAGGAAAAGUUCAGAACGAAUUCUUGCAUUUUUCAGUGCGGAAAAAAUCUGGGAAAGUGGAUGAAAGAGGAAAAUCCCCGGGCGAUGGGAAUCGACGAACACCGUCUCGUCCAGUUCGGAAUGCACCAUCAGUUCCUCCGCAAACUCUCCAUCUACCCCAUCUGCAUCGUCAAUCCCGGCAGUAACUCGUUAGUUUUGAGUUCACCUAUUCUUUUCCUCAAUGUCAUGUUUCAGACUUCUGAAGGCGUGCAACGGCAAAACCUCACUCGACGAGCUUUCGCUGAUCCACAACGUCGCCCCUCAUGAGCUUCACGACCUUCUCUCCGAAAGCGAAAAGUUCGAAUUCGUUAUGAAAUAA
Caenorhabditis sp. 36 PRJEB53466 is the source of this 1983-nucleotide messenger RNA. The record is from the annotation of a GenBank genome assembly. Lineage: Eukaryota; Metazoa; Nematoda; Chromadorea; Rhabditida; Rhabditidae.